Molecule: messenger RNA, 2684 nt
Organism: Xyrauchen texanus (razorback sucker)
Lineage: Eukaryota; Metazoa; Chordata; Actinopteri; Cypriniformes; Catostomidae
Product: cAMP-dependent protein kinase catalytic subunit beta-like
Exons: 10
Coding region: 217-1272 (351 amino acids)
Biological process (GO): peptidyl-serine phosphorylation
Cellular component (GO): nucleus; cAMP-dependent protein kinase complex
Molecular function (GO): ATP binding; cAMP-dependent protein kinase activity
Source: RefSeq, a predicted model, not a curated record
GUCUCCCGUAGAAGAAGAUUGCCCGGCUCAGUGAGUGAAGAACGCGGCAGGAAAGUCAAGCGACUCCGCGAUCACUGUGGCGGAGAGCAGUGGGGAACUGUCCUGCAACACGCUUCUCUGUCUGUAGACCCGUAAGACACGGGCCGAGGUGUCGAGUGCAGGGAACCUUCUUCCUCCAAGGACUUACUGCCGAGAAGCGCCCGUGUCUCCCGCAGGAUGGGCAACGCAGCGACCGCCAAGAAAGGCAAUGAACUGGAGAGCGUGAAAGAGUUUCUAGCCAAAGCCAAAGAAGAUUUCUUGAGAAAAUGGGAAUCUCCACCACAGAGCACAACUGGCUUAGAUGACUUUGACAGAUUGAAGACGCUGGGCACGGGAUCGUUCGGGAGAGUCAUGUUGGUAAAACACAAGGCUGCAGAUCAGUUUUAUGCCAUGAAAAUUCUGGACAAACAAAAGGUGGUGAAGUUGAAACAAGUGGAACACACGCUAAAUGAGAAGAGAAUAUUGCAAGCAGUAUCCUUCCCAUUCCUCGUCAGAUUGGAAUAUGCUUUCAAGGAUAAUUCCAAUUUAUAUAUGGUGAUGGAGUAUGUACCAGGAGGAGAGAUGUUUUCACAUCUUAGAAGAAUUGGAAGGUUCAGUGAACCGCAUGCACGGUUUUAUGCAGCGCAGAUCGUCCUGACCUUUGAGUACCUCCACUCACUAGACCUCAUCUACAGAGACCUGAAGCCAGAGAACCUGCUCAUUGAUCAGCACGGGUAUAUACAGGUAACAGACUUUGGGUUUGCAAAAAGAGUAAAAGGCAGAACUUGGACAUUAUGUGGAACUCCAGAGUAUCUGGCCCCAGAGAUCAUCCUCAGCAAGGGAUACAACAAGGCUGUGGACUGGUGGGCUCUUGGUGUCCUCGUAUAUGAAAUGGCUGCUGGAUACCCUCCAUUUUUUGCAGACCAGCCCAUUCAGAUCUAUGAGAAAAUAGUGUCUGGAAAGGUACGAUUCCCAUCACACUUCAGCUCUGAUCUGAAAGACCUACUGAGGAAUCUGCUUCAGGUGGAUCUGACCAAGCGGUUUGGCAACCUCAGGAACGGUGUCAAUGAUAUCAAAAACCACAAAUGGUUUGCCACGACGGAUUGGAUAGCCAUCUAUGAGAGAAAGGUGGAGGCGCCAUUCAUACCAAAGUGCAGAGGCCCCGGGGAUACAAGCAACUUUGACGACUAUGAAGAGGAGAACAUUCGUGUGUCUGUUACAGAAAAAUGUGCAAAAGAUUUCUCAGAGUUUUAGUUUUUCAGAGUUAUGGACACUAGAGCUAAACAUAUGCAUAUAUACAUAUAUUUAAUGAUCUAUAUAUGUAUAUAUGUGUGUGUGUGUGUAUCACACAACACAUCAAAUAAGGGUAUCUUUGCACUCUAAAGACAUGGGAUGAGCAGAGAUCACAUCACCCUUCAAAUUUCCUGUGUACUUCCUUCAUUCCAUUCGGCUUUAGAGGUCACCAGGAUUCUCAUGAUCCAGAACACCAACACAUAACCAUCACACACUGGCACAUCACUCAUUCAGUUCACUCUCUUUUUAGAAUUAUUUUCGUUCUUUUUUUCGACAAACGACAUCAGAAAAAAGUUAUUGAUGUUGUGUUCUCCGUUUCAAAAGUAAUUUUGUGAAAGGUUUUAGUGUGGCAUUUAAAGUACAGACUAGAAAUUACAGCAAAGGUCAAUUUGGCAUUGUUACAUGUUAUCAUAUCAUAGUAUGACUAUUUAGUUUCUUGGCCGCAUCACACAGUGUUGUGAUUCAAAAGGUAGGUUGCCUUUAGCUGUCGCCACUUUUGUGUGUUACGUGUUCACGUUUGUUUUCUUUUUAUCUCAGACCCAAACACUGACAACUUUUUCAGGCUACAUUUGUUUGGAAGUAUUUGUUACUUGUAAAUAUCUGUUGAUUUAAAAAGGAUCAAAACCAGCGUGUUAUUGAUGGCAGAGGAGGUCUUAAAUCUUCAGAUUUGCCUUAGAAAUCCUAUUAGGAGCCCAGAGAAUGAUUGAGUUACAAGUGUUACUGUGAUCCUUUUAUAUUACAGUGAAGGUCCAGUCUCAUGCAUUUACUGACAGAUGCUUAUGUUACAAAGAACUAUAUAUCUCCACUAUUUUAACACUUUUGUGCAUUUUUAUUCAUUAUUCAAAAGGUUUUAUCACAAAAUCUAAGACACAUCUAAAACAUUUUCACCCAAAAAUGCUGAUGUAAUUUACUCGCCCUUAUAUGAGGAAAUGAUGACCGAACAACCCUACGUUCGCAACGACCUGAGCCGCUGCUGACAGAAUUUCCUUUUUUGAGUGAACUACCCCUUUAAAGAUUGUUCUAACCGAACAGAAUUGCUGUAGGAUGAAUUAGACCAUUAUCACUUAUCAGUUACAUGUAACGCUCACUUUUCUGAACACAGUUUUUCAUUUGUUUCAUGUUGAUGCUGUUUUGCAAAGUUCACUUAAAUGAAAAUGUCAUUGUUGCUGUUUCUUUUCUUCUUAUGACUGAAUGUAGUUUAAACUUCUAGGUAUCAUAUUGUUUGCAAAGUUUGAGGGACAUUCUCACAGACAUAAGAAACUGAAUAUGUUCAAAUGAGGUUAGUGCGCCUCUGCUCCUUUAUAUCACAUAUAAUCCAGUUAUGCAUUAUUUCUUAUAAAUGUUUUUAUUUAUACACAAAUUACAGAGAUGCA